AGAUCACCAGGCCUAUCUCCUGAGGCACCUCUGGGAGGAUCUGAACCAACAACCUUUUGGCUAGUAGUCAAGAACUUAACAAUUGGCACCACCCAGGGACAACCUGCUAUUAGAGGCAUGUAUUUCAGUCCCAUAAAUGAGAUUAGGGAAAUCUUGGUACUAGUAUUUGGUAGUAGUAUUUACGGUGAUGAGAAUUAAUAAGGAAUGUCAUUCCUUUAACUCAAUCUCCAGGUGCCUCCUAAGCAGAUCAUCACAGCACUAUCUCUCAAAGGACAAAAGGACAGGUCACUUAAAUUGUAUAAAAUGUGGGCUUUCUGCUUGUGGACGCCGCCGAGGAAACAUCAUUAUAGUGUUUCUUCCCACUGCCAUCAUGUCUAAGUCAGAGUCUCCUAAAGAGCCCGAACAGCUACAGAAACUCUUCAUCAGAGGUUUGAGCUUUGAAGCAACACAUGAGAGUCUAAGGAGCCAUUCCGAGCAAUGGGGGAUGCUCACGGACUGCGUGGUAAUGAGAGAUCCAAACACCAAGCGCUCCAGAGGCUUUGGGUUUGUCACUUAUUCUACUGUGGAGGAGGUGGAUGCAGCCAUGAAUGCAAGGCCACACAAGGUGGAUGGAAGAGUUGUGGCAAAGAGGGUUAUCUCACGAGAAGACUGUUAAAGACCAGGUGCCCACUUAACUGUGAAAAAGAUCUUUGUUGCUGGCAUUAAAGAAGACACUAAAGAACAUCAUCUAAGAGACUAUUUUGAGCAGUAUGAAAAAACUGAAGUGACUGAAAUCAUGACUGACCGAGGCAGUGGCAAGAAGAGGGGCUUUGCUUUUGUUACUUUUGAUGACCAUGACUCUGUAGAUAAGACUGUCAUUCAGAAAUACCAUACUGUGAAUGGGCACAACUGUGAAGUAAGGAAAGCGCUGUCAAAGCAAGAGAUGGCCAGUGCCUCAUCCAGCCAAAGAGAUCAAAGCGGUUCUGGAAACUUUGGUGGUGGCCGUGGAGGUGGUUUUGGUGGGAAUGACAACUUUGGUGGUGGAGGAAACUUCAGUGGUCGAGGUGGCUUUGGUGGCAGCUGUGGUGGUGGUGGAUAUGGAGGCAGUGGGGAUGGUUAUAAUGGAUUUGGUAAUGAUGGAAGCAAUUUUGGAGGUGGCGGAAGCUACAAUGAUUUUGGCAGUUACAACAAUCAAUCUUCAAAUUCUGGACCCAUGAAGGGAGGAAACUUUGGAGGCAGAAGCUCUGGCCCUUAUGGUGGUGGAGGUCAAUACUUUGCCAAACCACGAAACCAAGGUGGCUAUGGCGGUUCAAGCAGCAGCAGCAGCUAUGGCAGUGGCAGAAGGUUUUAAUGACUUCCAGGAAACAAAGCUUAGCAGGAGAGGAGAGCCAGAGAAGUGACAGGGAAGCUACAGGUUACAACAGAUUUGUGAACUCAGCCAAGCACAG
Trichechus manatus latirostris (Florida manatee) is the source of this 1427-nucleotide messenger RNA. RefSeq names its product heterogeneous nuclear ribonucleoprotein A1-like. The record is from RefSeq and is a predicted model, not a curated record. Gene Ontology annotation, biological process: mRNA splicing, via spliceosome. Gene Ontology annotation, cellular component: catalytic step 2 spliceosome. Lineage: Eukaryota; Metazoa; Chordata; Mammalia; Sirenia; Trichechidae. Gene Ontology annotation, molecular function: mRNA 3'-UTR binding.